CUAUGCGCAAUACCGAGUCAGGUCAGGACUAGGUCGAUCGCCCCUAGACUUUGCUCAAAGUACUUCUGAACGAUCAAAGGGAUGCGCAGCACGCCAUGAGAGAGCACGACUCACCCGGCAAUGCCGCCAGCAAGUCGGCAAAUGGAUUACAUCUCGCCUGUCGCGAAUGCCAACGUAAAAAAGUCAAGUGCGAUAGAACGUACCCAUGCGGCCAGUGUGAAAAGGCGGGUAUACAGUGCCACAUCUCCACCCGGAAACCGCGAGCCAAGACUGGCAGUAGAGCGGUAGAUGCAGAACUACGAAGCCGGAUCGCGAAGCUGGAAAAGCUGGUAGAGAGCUUCGCGGACGACGACGGGAAAUUGCCAAACCCCGAAACUGCGAGAGCUGCCGGCUUGGGCGGUCAGGAGCGCACCUCGUCCUUUGCGACACCUCCAGCUUUCACGCCAGGCGGUGGUACGGCUAGUCCUGGGAGCCCACGAGAUGCUGCUUCACCAGAUACGAGCAAAUAUGUCGCAGGUAACUUCUGGUCUUCACUCACAUCUGAGGUGAAGGCGCUUGCAGAGGUCUUUGAAGAGGAUACUCGCAGCGAUGAUGGCCAGACGCCCGAAUCAGUGGCUCCCUCUGGACCCUACGCUUACGACCCUGCGACUGGUGCAAGCACACAGCAUGAACUCAUCCUCUGUCCUCCGGGAGCUAUUUACGUUAUGCCCGGCGUGGUGACAGAACCCUCACACGCGGAUGGGCAGAAGCUUUUGUCUGCUUUCCUAACUCACGUGGAGAUACUGUACAAGCUCAUUCAUGUACCGACACUUAAAGCCCUCAUCGAACAUGGUGAGAACUACCUUGGCAGAGCACCGGAUGCUCCCUGCAACCGCGCUCUUCGGGCUUCAGUCUUCUUUGCAGCAGCGAAUGCCCUCACCAAUGAGGAGUCGGAGAGAGAUUUUGGCAAGCCUCAGGAGCAGCUUGUCACGGAAUACCGCCGCAUGGUCGAUAUAGCUCUCUAUCAAACAGACCCUCUCAACACGACAGAGAUUGCAACGCUGCAAGCCUUGGUAUUGUACACGCAGUCGAUACGAGUUGUCGAUGCCAGCAGGAGAGCAUGGUCAUUGGUCGGACUGCUCGUUCGAAUCGCUCGCGCGAUGAGUAUACACCGAGAACUGCCUGGAGAAUCAAUAUACCUCGGCGAGCUGCGUCGUCGACUUUGGUACAAUAUUGUCUUUCUGGACUGCUACGCAUCAAUCGAUCGCGGCUCAGAAUCUGCUAUCCAUCCGGAUAGUUUUACACGACUACUCCCUGCUCACGUCAACGAUUCUGAUUUUGGUCCUGGCAGCACAACACUUUCACCUCGACAAAACGAGCUCACGGAAAUGUCUCUCCCGCUCAUGGCUAUGGAAGGCUCUGCGCUGAGUCUGAGAAUGUCCGCCAUGGAAGAUGCUACUUCCGGACCAAGCUGGCAGCAGCGUCUCGAACUUGCCUACUCGUUUCAAAAGAAAGUGCACGAAAGGAUGCUGCGUCAUUGUGAUCCUGCUAUUCCUGAGCAACAAAUGAUAUUAGACACAGGAUCCGCGGCUUGCCAUUCCAUGAUUUUGCGUGCCGUCCGACCCAUGCAACACAAUCCAAACAGUAUCCCUCCUCGAGUGGAUAGUCCUUGGGUUAUGGACUUGGCACUCAAUAUCCUCCGACGCAGUGAUGAGCUGUGGGCGAAUAUGUCUGGGCGUUGGCGACGUAUGCCAUGGGUUCCGUGGCAAGCUCUUGCGGUGACGCUCGCCGGAUUGUGUUCGAUUCGAGGCACCGAACAGGCGAACGAGGCUUGGGCGUUAAUUGAUAAGAGCAUGGCCCGGUACGCUCCCGAUGUCGCUGACACCAAGGACGGUAGCCUCUGGAAACCUCUGGAGAAGUUACGCAUCAAGGCAGCUGCCUUCCGCGAUGGUGUGGAGCUCCGGCGACCGCAAAAGUCCAGUCUUGCGGCGAUGGAGCAAUCUCUAUCAGCGACUGUUCAAAAGUUCGAUCCCGGCUCGAAUUUCCCAGCAGCUGAUCCCGCAACAUUGCCGAUGUCCUCAACUGCUGGGGCGAUGAAUUACUUGCCACCUGACACUUCGUUUCCUGUUCCAAUGGAUACUGCAGCAUUUGACUUUCCGCCGGAAAUGCAAGCUUCGCUACCGAAUGACACUUCUUGGCUUGAUUGGGAAGCUGUAUUGCAAGACAUGGAUGAGAUUCGUGCAGAUGAUAUGCAGUGGAUGUGAAAUGAUCCCGUACUAGCUUUGCAUCGAUUUCAUCGUUGCAGAAAACUCCACUCAGGAUGAGCUGCUCUGGUGACCCAGAGACUCACAGAAAUUCAACGAAGGGGCAUCUCCACUCGACAUCGAUGGGACGGACAACUGGAACAGUACCCUACAUCUAAAACUCCACUCAGGACAAGAUGCUAGAGAGGUUUAAAGCCUUUGAGAUGUUGUGUUCUUCUGCCAGCUUGAGACGGGUCACUCAAUCUAUUCAAUCGAAAUCACGAAGAGAUAUAUUCGAUAAGGACAGAUCUCCUCUCGGUACCGAUACAUAUCGUCAUCGAUCAACUCCAAGAACAGAAGAGUCAGAGGAGAUUCCAUAUCUAUCGGCAAGCCUUCAACAUCGGCAAAACCGCCACUGCGACAGCGAUCCAGCAGCCUAGAUUCUGCUCUGGGGUUCUUCUGCAACCAUAAUAGCGUCACGAUACCUUCCACUUAUAGAUCGGCACACGAGAAAGACGGGCCAUAACUCAACUCAUAGAAUAUUACACGGC
This is a messenger RNA of Cercospora beticola, 2773 nucleotides long. RefSeq lists its product as uncharacterized. NCBI's taxonomy places the organism in Eukaryota, Fungi, Ascomycota, Dothideomycetes, Mycosphaerellales, Mycosphaerellaceae. Gene Ontology annotation, molecular function: DNA binding; DNA-binding transcription factor activity, RNA polymerase II-specific; zinc ion binding. Gene Ontology annotation, biological process: regulation of DNA-templated transcription; DNA-templated transcription. The record is from RefSeq and is a predicted model, not a curated record.